This is a messenger RNA of Loa loa (African eye worm), 2088 nucleotides long. RefSeq lists its product as hypothetical. Gene Ontology annotation, molecular function: ABC-type transporter activity; ATP binding; ATP hydrolysis activity. Bases 1 to 2088 code for a protein of 695 amino acids. NCBI's taxonomy places the organism in Eukaryota, Metazoa, Nematoda, Chromadorea, Rhabditida, Onchocercidae. Gene Ontology annotation, biological process: transmembrane transport. Gene Ontology annotation, cellular component: membrane. The record is from RefSeq and is a predicted model, not a curated record. The transcript has 17 exons.
AUGAAAGGUACUAAUAGAGGGUCAUCGGUUUCACCGGUCGAAAGUAAUAAAUCAAGAAGACUGACAACUGAUUCAUUGAGCAUUGAAAAAGGAGUAAAGGAUGAUUCCGGAUUGAGAACGAGUUCGAAAAGUGGCGACCGGAAGAAUGAAAUGAGGAUCAGUACGAGACGAAUACCCUUCUUGUCGAUCUAUCGUUAUACGAAACCUUUCGAUUGUUUUUUACUAAUGGCUGGCAUUCUGUUGAGCUUAGCUCAAGGGUCUCUACAAGCUGUUCAAACAAUCAUCUUCAAAAGGUUAUCGGACACAUUGAUCGAAGGUCAAGCAAAGUGGGGAACAGAAGACUUUGAUGAGUUGAAGUUUCAUAACGGAGCAGUAAUAGCUGUCUAUAUGUACAUUGGGUACGGUAUUGUAAUACUCAUCCUGGCAACCAUUUCUAUGACUUGCUGGCAUACAGUUUGUGAGCGGCAGAUUUACCAAAUUCGUAAACGUUAUUUUGCGGCGGUACUACGACAGAAUAUGAGUUGGUUCGAUACACAUCCAUCUGGGGAACUGAUAACGAGGAUGUCUGAUGGAAUUGAUAGGAUAAAAGAUGGCAUUGGUGACAAAGUGGGUAUUUUAUUUUCAUAUGGGGCGGCAUUCGUCGGUGGAUUAGUCGUUGCUUUCAUAUGCAGUUGGCAGAUGACAUUGAUAAUGAUGGUUUUUAUGCCGAUACUGACCGCAUUAACGGCUUUCUUGACAAGAUUUGUAUCAAACAGUACGCGGGAGGAGUUGCAUGCAUACGAGAAAGCGGGAGCAAUAGCUGAAGAAGUAAUUGUUGGUAUUCGGACAGUCAUUGCUUUAAACGGCCAGGAGAAGGAGAUUGAGAGGUACAAAAAUGAGUUGAACAAAGCGUCAAAGUUUGGUCGACGUAAGGCUUCGUUCAUCGCGCUUGGAACUGCUUGGCUCUUCUGUCUUGUCUUCGUUGCAAUGGGUAUUGCAUUCUGGUACGGUACAAAGUUAUACAACGAUGGCUUCAUUCAGCCAGGUGUUGUAUUUGCCACCUUUUGGGCAGCAAUAAGUAGUACUUUAUCACUCGGUAUGGCUGUGCCACAAAUUGGUGCGAUAAUGAUUGCUCAAAAUGCAGCUAGUUCCAUUUUUGAAGUUAUUGAUCGGAUACCAGAAAUCGAUUGCCAAAGCUCAAAAGGAAUAAGUAUAGCGAAUUCGAAAGGUGAAAUUGAAUUUAAGGAUGUUCAUUUCUGCUAUCCUACAAGACCGGAGGAAGAGGUCCUGAAAGGAAUAAGCUUUACGGUGAAAGCAGAGCAAUCAGUGGCGCUAGUGGGUUCAAGCGGAUGUGGCAAGAGUACUUUAAUUGGAUUACUACUUCGAUAUUACAGUCAAGGACGUGGUGAACUGACAAUAGAUGGCAUUCCGCUCGAGUCGAUGAACAUUCGAUGGUUGCGCCAAAUGAUAGGUGUGGUAUCGCAGGAGCCUGUACUUUUCGCAGCAACUGUUGAAGAGAACUUACGAUUCGGAAACGAGAAAAUGACAAUUGAAGACAUGAAACGAGCAUGUCAGAUAGCAAAUGCACACAAUUUCAUUGAAGAACUUCCAAAGGGUUAUAAAACACGUAUCGGUGAGGGUGGUGUACAACUAUCCGGUGGUCAAAAACAACGUAUCGCCAUAGCUCGUGCUCUAGUUAAAAACCCGAAGAUUCUGCUUCUGGAUGAAGCUACCACUGCCCUGGACUCUAGAAGCGAGAAAAUCAUACAGCAUGCUUUAGAAAAAGCUAGUGCCGGACGUACUACUCUUACGAUAGCACAUCGUCUUUCAACAAUUCGAAAUGCAGAUCUUAUCAUUGUACUGGAUCAAGGGAAAGUCAUUGAAAGAGGUACACACGAAGAACUAAUGUUAUAUGGUGGAGUAUACAAAACAUUGGUACUUGCUCAGGAUGUUGAGAAGUUAACAAAGGAAAAUGCACCUAAUUUUGAAGAAGAGGCAGACGCAGAUGUAGACAUGAAAAGUAUAGGAAGGACGAAAGACGAUAAAAUGACGAAGCAUUUGUACUAUUGCAAUCAGACGAAACAGGCACUGUGUCCAACUGCUAGCUAA